ACAAACGCGCGCGCGCGCGCAAAUAUUUACACUCGGCCACAGCAGAUCAAUCCAGGCACAGUUUCCUGCAAAUACACUCGCGCGCGCACACGUACUUCGCGGCCGCCCACGUCCUCUCUUUCUCACCGACAGAUACAGACAUUUACACACGUAGGCCAGGAGACGCUAACCACGGUCCUGUGACUCCACGCAGGUUCCCAGGACACGCCUUAUACAUUGUUACUGAACCGAUCAGCGAACACAGACAAACCUGCCAACACUUAAACCUACUGGCUGGAUUUCAUCUCCAUGGCAACAAGCAUGGAAGUAAACAGGAUAUUAAGAUGAUGCUUUCUCUCUGAGGGUGUUCUGAAAGCUAAUGGGGAUGGUGGGGAGAUGGCUAAUGAUACACAGCUAUUGCUGCCUGCUACUUGCAGGAUGCUAUAUUAAGGCCAAGAGGUGACUCCAGCAGGAAUUCUGAAGAGCCAUAAUGAUGUGACAGUGAAUAAUGAGUAGUACCUACUGUGGCAACUCUUCAGCUAAGAUGAGUGUCAACGAAGUAUCAGCUUUUUCAUUGACUCUGGAGCAAAAAACUGGCUUUGCUUUUGUUGGAAUUUUGUGUAUCUUCUUGGGACUUCUUAUUAUCAGAUGCUUCAAAAUUCUCUUAGACCCAUAUAGUAGCAUGCCUUCCUCUACAUGGGAAGAUGAAGUUGAAGAGUUUGAUAAAGGAACAUUUGAAUAUGCACUUGCGUGAGAGUUCCACCUUUAUGGUUUUUAGGCUUAUACCACUGGGACACAUGGAAGAUACAAUUGUAAUUUCCUUGAGCAUGCUGGAAGAGGCUCAUUUCAUUCACUAAAUUCAAUAAACAUGUGUGGUUGGACAAGUCAUCAAAUCUCUAUGGACUUCAGUGAGGAAGCUAACCAGAGGAUUUUUAAUGUCUUUUUCAAAUCUAGUGCUCUAUGAACUCUGUGAAUGUAUCUGGAAACCCAGAGAUCUGAGAUCAAUGAAGAUUUAAGAUAUCAUGAAAAGCUUUCCAGUUUAGGAAUCUAAACUCUUAUGAUUUGAAUUUUAAUGUUGACUUAGUCAAGAACUAGCUUUAUGACCUAGAAAGCUAGCUAAGGGGCACCUUUUCACAUCUGCAAAACAAGGAUAAAUAAACCUAUCCUUCAUAUUUUACAGGAAUGUUGAGAGGACCAAAUGAUGCAUAGUGAAUGGGAAAGCAAUUUGAAAACCAGAAAACAUUGUCAAAACAUACCUUGAAAUUAUUAUUUAUUCCCCUCAUUGGCAAUAGUAAUAGAGAUUCUCAAACCUCAAAAAACAAUGGCCUAGUGUAAGAUAUUCACUUUUCUAUCUUAAUUCUCUUCAUUUGAUAAAUGAAAAUAUAGAAUUAUCUUAUUCUAAAAUUCUUUCCAACUACAAUUUCUGACCCUUUAUGAUUACCAAAUGGAGGAAUAUAGUAGGAGAUAAAUCAAUACAAAAAUAUUUGUGUCACCAGAACACAAAACUGCCAAACACACCAAAAAACGAAUGACUACUACUUACUCAGAGUUAGCACUAAAUUGGAUGCUUUCCAUUUAUUAUGUGACUUGACAUACUUAUGAAUCCUUUGAGUUCAAAACUACUAUUUCCAUUUUAUUUAUUACCUUAAUGUCCCAGAUGAGGAGCUGAAGUUGAGAGAGCUUAAAUAACUUCCCAAGGUCAUCAAGCUAGAGAGUGAUUGUGUUAGGAAUUGAAUGUGGGCAGUCUAAUGUCAAAGUCAUUGUUUGUAAACAUCAUGCUAUACUCCAAGACACUAUCCUCAACAUUUUUAUAUAUCUUACAAAGAUAGUUACUGCUCAAGUCUAUGGCACUCCAAAACAAGCUGUCUCAUCCCUGAUACUUUCCAACUCCUAAUAGACUUAGAACACAUCUGUGUUGGUUGUUAAUCUUCUGGACCAAACUCACAUCUCAAGGAGCUCUUUGAACCCCAGUAGGUAGAGGAGUGUCAGCCUAGGACACCUUAUAGCCAGUCAGUAGUUUGGUCCAAGAACAUUUCAUUGAACCAAGUCAACCAGACAUACUGGGAGUUGUGUGUGCCCAGGAUGUGAGGUAUCUCCUUCGUGACCCAGGUUUCUAAAGUACUUGUUAAGAUAUAUGCCCAAGUACAAGAUGCACCAUUUUCCCCAGAGAAGACAUUGAACAAGACCGUCCAUUUUGGUCACUAGAAUAUAACAAGACCAGCUCUACCCUUCAAAGAAGAAAGACUCUAAGACCCAAAACAUAAGAUAACUUCAUGAAGUAUGAGCAUUGUUUCUGAAAGUUCACCACUCACAAGCUUUCCAGAUAUCAUCAAUUCGACCAUAGUAUUAUUUUCAAUCCCACUAAAUGGAAAUUCUUUUAACCAAAAUUGUCCUCAUCCAUGGAAUUUAUUCAUGAUCUAUUGUUCACCUUAGAUUUUUGGGGGGCAGCAGAUGGGAAAGAGUGGUCAGUGUCUAUAUUUUCAGAACCAGAAAUAAUACAAAAAAUAUGAGGAAUGGUUAUAGUAUGGAUACAUCAUGGAAACUUCAUGAAAUGCUAAUACUUUUAGGAAUGUCCAAUGUCAUAGUUAGAUCAUUCUCCAGCUACCCUUUCCCCAGACCCCUGUCAGGAAAGACAAGAGGAAAAUUAGAGGAGCAUACUUCCAGAAGUUUUCCUCCUGUUACCUUACCCACAUACUUGAAAAGCCUAAAUUGGGUUUACCUUUCAAGAUUGGCUUUAUGGAUGGUGUAAUUUCAUCCAUAUCCCCCAAACCAUCUCCCAUCUGCUCUAGAAUGUCUGAAUCCCUUAAUAGAGAACAAAGACUUUCAUUCCACAGUUAGAGAUAAAAGGCUUAGAAUGAAAAUGUCUGGUUGAUGUAAGACCAAGACUGAAACUAAUUCACAGGACACUGUAGUCAGGCAGGCAAGCAGCAAGGAUAAAGGAAAUUGACCACCUUUGGAUGCAUUCACAGUCCUUGGCAGAGGAAAAGGUUCAAGGAACAAAUAGGUGGGCUCCUGAAAGAGGCAUUGAGGAAAUGGUUGAAGGAAAAAGGGACUAGAGAUGGUAGAAAUAACUGCCAGUGAGUUCACAGCUUCCAUCCAGGGCCAAUCAAUAGGGUUUGUUUUGAGUCCUAGCCCCAUCUUAGCUGUUCUAAAUAGCAACAGCCAGAUGAUUCUGAAAUGAAUUUGAAUCUGAAAGGCAUAAUUCCUAUGCCUUCUACGCGGGGAGUCAGAACCCUUUGUUGAAUGGAUAAAUGGCUUGUAUUUAAGAACAGACUGAGUUAGUGGUACAUAGUUGUAAUUCUGUCUCUAUUUCUGAAACAGCCUCAUGACAUUAGCCCAAUUGAUUAGUAUGACAUUUAUCUAGUAGAGUCUAGGGCAUUUUACUUAGGUGUCUCCAAAUCCUUUUCUACAAUCCAGCAUCUUUUCACCUACCUACCUUUCCUCCUAUUUUAUUAGAAUAGUACUUAUCCCAAUCUCUAAUGAUUCACCCUGGAAUCUUUGACUAAAUCAAAGUUUUUUUUUUAAUAUUUUUAUUUAUUUAUUCAUGAGAGACACACAGAGAGAGGCAGAGACAUAGGCAGAGGCAGAAGCAGGCUCCCCAUGGGGAACUGAUACGGGAUUCAAUCCCAGAACCCGGGGAUCACAAUCUGAGCCAAAGGCAGAAACUCAAACACUGAGCCAUCCAGACACCCUCAAAGUCUUCAGUCAAUUGUAAAUAUUUCCAAAAUAAUAAAAGUGUGAAGUACAAACCAGUACUGAUCUAAAUCCAACACACAAAUUCACUCAUUUAAUUCACUCAAUAACUGUACAGCAAAGUAGGUAACAUUAUUAUCCACCAUUAUUGGUUGAUGAGAAAGUUAAGGCACAGAGAGAUUGAUUAAUUUGCCAGAGCUUACACAGAAGUGGCACAGCUGGGCUGUGAAUUGAGUAUACUGACUCACUUCAGAGUCUUGCUCCUAACCACUGUGUCAAGCUCCAAGUGUGCUGCUCAGGCAGCUGGAAAUCACUUGGAUAGCUUCUUAUGUAAAAGACAAGGAGGAUCCAUUCAAUCACCCCAACUGAAAACCAAUGACAGAACCUGCACAGCGGAAUUGUUUGUGCUGUCUAAAUAAUCACCACCUCACAGAUUUGAGCAAAAUCUUUCUCUCAAUAAACCAAAAAAACCAGGUUUGAUAUACGUGUUUUGCCGGGUAGAGACAAAAAGACCACUGGGAAACUUAGUCACAGUUUCAUUCUUGCUUGAAAUAGUUUUCCCAAUAGGUAGAAAUAUUUUCAAUAAAUCACUGAUUUUAUAUUCAAUCUGCUCACUUCCUAUGCAGAGAAGAAUUAAUCUAAUAUCUACUACAAGCAAGAUAAAAUGAUCUCAAAUACCACUUUCUAGUUACAAAGUAUAGAAAUUAUCUCUGGAGGCCUAGAUUUUGCUGUAUGUGCUAAGCAAUAGGAGGUCACCAGGAAUCAUGUGAAGACAGUGGGAUUCAAUUUAUUUAGCACCAAACAACUGAAGCACUGCUUAUAUUUUGUUGGGUGAUUAAUGCUGAACAAUCCAACUCCCCUUACAAAUUAAAGAAAUUUUAUAUGACUUCCUGUCUAAAUGGAUUAAUGGUUUACUACUGCUUACUAGCUGAGGUGGUACUCAGGGCUAAUGACUGGGGAGGGCCCACAGUAUUAUUCCACACCAAUCACUGCUCUAUCACCUCUUUCAAGGAAGAUUCUAACCAAUAAGAAGAAGCCUAUGGUUCUGGGCUGAAAGCUAAGUGCCCCAUAUAUGCCUGGGUGAUGUUGAAACAGGUAAUGCUUCCUGAGAAGAAGGUUCCUUCUUCUGGUGCUUCGAAGAACAUUCUGAAGAUUAUAUAGGGGACAAUGCAUCAAGAAUCUAUUUAUUGAGUCCUUCUAGAAUAAAAGCCAGGAACUCCCUAAUAUAAACACAUUAGUGUUUAUUUUGAGGAGGAAAUACAAAGAU
Molecule: messenger RNA, 4939 nt
Organism: Canis lupus familiaris (dog)
Lineage: Eukaryota; Metazoa; Chordata; Mammalia; Carnivora; Canidae
Gene: CTXN2
Product: cortexin 2
Exons: 5
Coding region: 488-733 (81 amino acids)
Source: RefSeq, a predicted model, not a curated record